UUGCUAGGGUUGCAGAUUUUGCAGAUGCUUACAAGUGUCCUGCAAGCUUCAGAGCUACAUCUCCACGAGUAGAUGACUCAUUCUCAUCAUCUGUGCUAAUUCCACCACGUGUCACCGACCCAAUUACCUCUCCCCCAUCUUCCUUUCUCUGUUUUCUACCCUCUUUCACAAUAUUAUAAGUCACCCAAUCACACAAUCAACCCUCGCCACCAUCUUCACAACGCCAAACAGAUUUCCCCUUCUCUCGCCUGCAUAAUUGUUUCUAUUCUUUAGAAUUAAAGGUUGAAGGGGUACUAUACCCAUAAUUUACCAUGUUGGAUCCUCUUGAAUUUGAUGCUUUCCUUCCUAUACUCACCGGUUGCAGAUUUUGCACAUACUUACAGGUGUCAAGCAGACUUGAAAGCUAAAUCUCCAGAAGUUCAUGACUCAUUCUCAGCAUUUGUGUUACUUCCUCCGCCACGUGUCACCGACCCAGUUACCCUUCUCCAUCUUCUUUUCUCUGUUUUGUUUUCAGCUCUCCCUCAUAGUAUUAUAAGUCACACAGUUGCACAAAUUCAUCAUCUUCACUCAGAAAAAAAUGGCAAACAGAUUUCUACUACUCUCUCUCCAAUUCACCAAACAAUUCUCCAAACCAUCCAUUCAUGUUUUCCUUCAAUCGCCUUGAUCACCACCAGCUCAAUGUGCUUCUCAACUGCUUAUCCACGCCCUCAAGGUCAUGAUGAUGAGGGUAGUGGAAUGUCAGGGUACGUGGCUGAUGCAGCAAAACAAGGGACAAGGAAAGCAACUGAGGUUGUGGAGAGUGUCGGUGGAACAGCCAAGGAGACAGUGGAUAUUGCAUGGGACGCUACAAAGAAAGCUACCCAGAACAUCAAAGAGACAACUACGGCAGAAGCUGAUACCAACGUUGUUGACACAGCAGAGUACAGAUGUGCUGAGGAUUUGACGGGCCAGCUUGGAGAUGGAUGUGAUAAGACAGAACUAUAGCUAGUGGCAAGUUUUGUACGAAUAUUAGGUUCAAUUUUGUGCUUUGUUUCCUUUUUCUAACAAGCUGUGACGUUCACUUACUUUGAACUAGUUGUAAAGCGAAAACAUUGUAGAAAAGGAGCUUGAUAUUUUGAACCAG
Molecule: messenger RNA, 1123 nt
Organism: Neltuma alba
Lineage: Eukaryota; Viridiplantae; Streptophyta; Magnoliopsida; Fabales; Fabaceae
Exons: 2
Coding region: 334-984 (216 amino acids)
Source: RefSeq, a predicted model, not a curated record